Molecule: messenger RNA, 4656 nt
Organism: Balaenoptera ricei (Rice's whale)
Lineage: Eukaryota; Metazoa; Chordata; Mammalia; Artiodactyla; Balaenopteridae
Gene: LDAH
Product: lipid droplet associated hydrolase
Exons: 8
Coding region: 73-1050 (325 amino acids)
Biological process (GO): lipid storage
Cellular component (GO): lipid droplet
Molecular function (GO): lipase activity
Source: RefSeq, a predicted model, not a curated record
GGGACUUCCGGUCCCGGUGACGCCUAACCAGGACGGCCACGGUAGAGCCAGCUGCCUUCUAGGCUGACAGAAAUGGACUCAGAAAUCAAGGAAGAAAUUCCUGUGCACGAGGAAUUCAUUCUAUGUUGUGGAAUUGAAACCCAGGUUCUAAAAUGUGGGCCCUGGACUGACCUCAUUAACGAUCAAAUUGCCAACAGGCCUAAGCUGCUUAUUUUCAUUAUUCCUGGUAACCCAGGUUUUUCUGCCUUUUAUGUGCCAUUUGCAAAGGCUUUGUAUUCUUCAACAAAAAGACGCUUUCCAGUUUGGGUUAUCAGUCAUGCUGGGCAUGCCUUGGCCCCCAAAGACAAGAAGAUUCUUACAACCUCAGAUGAUCCAAAUGCUCAAGAAAUUAAGGACAUCUAUGGACUCCGUGGUCAAGUAGAACACAAACUAGCUUUCCUGAGAACUCAUGUGCCAAAGGAAAUGAAACUUGUGGUCAUUGGCCAUUCCAUAGGCUGCUAUUUCUCCCUUCAGGUUCUGAAGCGUGCCCCUGAGCUCCCGGUAAUUCGCUCUUUUCUGCUCUUUCCAACAAUUGAGCGAAUGUCUGAGUCACCCAAAGGCAAGCUGGCCACUCCACUUCUGUGCUGGUUUCGAUAUGCUUUCUAUGUUCCUGGCUACUUACUACUUAAACCGUGGCCUGAGAAAAUCAAGUCCUUGGUGAUCAGAAUGCUCCUUCGAAGGAUGAACCUACAGAGUGAAUUUUCGUUUCUGAAUUUGUUGGAACCGUUCUGCCUCAUUAAUGCUGCCUACCUUGGGAGCCAAGAAAUGAUGGAGGUGGUGAAGAGAGACAAUGAAACCAUAAAAGAACAUUUAUCUAAGCUUACAUUUUACUAUGGUACUAUAGAUGCUUGGUGUCCAAAAGAGUACUAUGAAGACAUGAAGAAAGAUUUUCCAGAAGGAGAUAUUCGACUCUGUGAGAAAAAAAUACCUCAUGACUUUAUCCUCUAUUUUUACCAGGAAAUGGCAGACAUGGUAGCUGACUGGCUAAAGGAUGAUCUGUCCAAAAUAUAAAUCCUGACACAAGGAGCAAGCACUGACAGCUAGUACAUAAAGCCAAAAGUGAAUUACUUCUUCUAGGAAGUAAUUGAAGACUGGGGUUCAAAUCCUGGAUCUGUCAUUUAUCAGGUUUGUGAUGUUCAGAGGCUUAACCUCCCUGAGCCCUCUCCUUCACUCCCCCACUGGCCCUCAUCUACAAAAGUACUUGCGUUAGCUUUUGGACUUUGGAAGGGUUUUUGUUUGUCUUUAAUGGGGUCAAACGAGGUCUUGCAUAUAGUAUUUAGCACCCUGUCUGGUAGAUGCUCUAUUAAAUGGUACCUAAAGGAGAAGGAUAGCAAACGUGUUUGUCUUUUACACUCUCUUCUCUUUGUUGCAAUGGAGGACUCCUCGAUAUCCCAGCUUCUGCAGUGUUUCACCCAGCCUGAAAUUUGAUUCUCAUCGUCUCAGCGUUUCUGGUUCAUAUUGGUGAAGGAGGCCACUCGCUCACCUGAUACAGCUUUCUGACCCCAGGCCAUUGCAGGCCUCUCACACACAGCCCAGGACACCCAAACAUCCCCUCGAGGAUCUUAUAUAGUCCUUUGAAAAGAUGUAGGAAGCAAAGUGUUUCUUAAAUAACACGAGGCAUCAUCUUUGUUCCUGGCCCCCUCUUGCCAGAGAGAAGAGACGUCCUUGGACUUCUCCUUUCCUUGCUGGGUGGGGCCUAAGGAGCGGGCAGUGCCUGGGACUGAGUGAGCUCUGUGAACUGGUACAUCUCUGAGGACUUGAGGCAGAAGCUCUCCUGUAGGAGUGUCGAGGACAGGGAAGAUUUCCGUUCCCAAGGGGCUGAGAUCCCUGCCUCUGUGCCCUGGAGGUGUAGGAGAGUGAUCACAGUGGCCCACGUGGGGAGCCGAUGUGGGACAUGGGUCUGUCCUCUCCAGCAGGCUGAGGGCAUCUCCAGAGCAAAACGGUGAGGACUGGAGAAGGCUCCGGGUUGCCGCAGUUCUGUAAAGAGAAAACUGCUGGAGGGAGGGUGUGGCAGGGCUGCUCCUGGUGCCAGAAGGACAGGUGGAACUUGGGUGGGUUUGGAAGAGAAGAGAACAAGUCCAGAGAAAGAAUGUGCUGCUCACCCUGCACUUUCACAGCGUCUCAUUCAGGCCUCACAGUCGUGUGUUACCACGAGGGUGCCAAGCGGGUGACGUGCUCAAGACCUCACAGCUACUGAGUGACAGCUGGGUUCUGCCCCAGCGACACGACUUCAGCCCUUCCCAUGCACCGUGCUGCCUCCUGAAGGGGACAGCGGGCAGGCCGCCAGAGGAGGGGAGGCUUGGGGAAGGGGUCACGCGAGGGCCGGCGAAGGCCAGGUUGUCAGGGGAAGGGAAGAGGAGAGGGUUGGGAACAACUGAGUAGCAUCAGAAGAACAGAGGAUACAACAGACACGGCUUUGGGGUGCGGGCUGCGUAUCAGGCAGCGGCCUGUGCAGGUCAGAGCUGGGGCUGAGUCCCGCUUUCCGGUCUCGGCAGCUUUGCUACGGCCACUGGUGCUCCAGAUGCACUUACUUCCCUCUGCUCCUCCAAACUUGUGCUGUGCCCUGAACCUUUGGGAUCAACCGCUCCAGCUUUGAGAGUUCCCGUGCCUCGACCCUUCCCCAAAAUACAACCGCUUCUGCCCCACAGAGUGGCCUUUCUCUCUCUCUCUCUCCCCGCCUCCUCUCUCUCUGUCUCUCUCUCUGUUUCUCUGUCUCUCUCUGUCUGUCUAUCUGUCUCUCUCUCUCCCCCUCCCUCCGUCCAUCUGAACCCUCACGGUCCCCUGGUCAUGUCUCUAUUGAAGCACUUGCAAUUAUUUCAGGAAUUAGAUUUUUAUCCUCCCUGCCCCACUAUCAACACUCCUUCCUGCCCUUAAAAAGAGGGUCCUAGGAGAUGGGACUUGUAUCUUAGUCACCUCUCUUUUCUCAGGGCUUAUAGAAUAGGGCCUGUCACACAGAAUAGUCAAUAAAUAUUGUUUCCUAAAUUAAUAAAAGUUGCUGCCAUAGGCAGCAACAUAGCAUAGGUUGCCUAAUAGGCAACCUCUCCAGAAAUACAGUUCCCUCAGUCAGUCAGACUAUCAGGGAAUCACAUUGCUGGGACUCCUUGUCCCUCAAAACUGAAUACGUAACUGGACGUAUGACAUGGACUUGCUAUUUUAUCCCUUAAGCAUUUCCUCAGCCUUGCUCUGCACAGUUGGGUCAGACAGAUUCCAGGACAUAGACUGUUCACUAUCUGGCACUAGCAAGGCCACGGCACGUCGUGGCCCAUUCUUCAGCCCGUCCGGCUGCAACUGUUAACUUCCAUUCUUCUAUGAUUAGAAAACCUCUGGAGUUUGGGUAUUAGCAACUACCAAGUAUGCGGUUAUUAUUUGUUGAGCGCUAACCCUGUGCAACACCCCAAGUGGGAAUUACAGCAACAAUACACGAGAGCCCGCUCUGGGACAGCAGAGCGUUUUCAUUUUGUAUCGCAUUCCUCAGACACUCUGGCAGAGGGGCUGUGCUGACCUCCCCACACUGGGACAGACUUCCUUGCUGGGAGGGUCUAUGGGAAAAUUCCUCUUCCCGGGGACGGGAAUGUGACCCUGUGACUGGGCGUCCAUGACAGCCAGGAGUGCGGUGCACCUGCAGGACCUCCCUCCCUCACAGAGGGACCAGGAUCCCACCUCUGCAAACCCACUCUGCUCGGGCUUCGCAGAACAUCUGGGCUUCCUCCCGCUGGCCGCGGCUGCAGGGCCACGCACCUGCAUGCGAUUAGGGCUCAGCAGACGCCCCCAGCCUCACGGUCGGCGGCUGCACACUGGUGACACAUCACAACGGAUGAGUUUCUCCCCAGAUCACUGUUCCUUCAGAGCAGAAGAGCUUCCCCGGGGGCACAGGAGCACAAGGCAUCCACAACCAGGUCAGGCAGCUCUGCCCUCAGCAGGGCAGCAGUUGGUGGCAUCUUUGCUUUGACCUGCCUUGGAGUGAGCAGAGAGCGGGCAUUCCAGGGCAUACCAGGGCCGGGGGAGCGGAGAAGUCAAUCUUCGCCUCUUUUUAGCGUCAAUCGUUGCAGGGCCUAUAGACCGUCUCGCAUCAGUGUUCGGGAAAUAGGAUAAAAUUUUAAGUGCCACCCCUGACUUUGCUUUCUCCUUGUAACAAGCCCUUCUCAACUGAAAGUGUACUCCUCUAACCACAGAAUUCCGGGGUAGGUCAAGUGGAGAGUGAAAAAUAAGAAAAUGAAGAACUGACCAAGGAUUGUUAAAGCAAAGCAAUGUAAGACUUUACACUUUUCAAUGGCAGAGUCAUAAAGCUUAUACGUUUACAGCAACCUGCCAAAUGAGUGAGUUACAAGGUGCAUUUUUAUUCCAAAGAAAGAGACUCCUUUAUUUGGUAGUAAUGAAAGUAAGAAGCAAAAAGGGAGCAGACUUUCUUUCACCAGAGCAGGACACAUGACCAAGGGGACAGGCAUUAACACCCUGCAGGAACAUUGGAUUACAGUGGAUGUGUGCUGCCAUCGCUUUGCGAAAAGGUGUGUCACACUGGCCCGAUCCAUAUCCCAGAGGAGGUGAUCCUGGUAACAAGUCAUUAGUGAGGGCAAGUCCUUGUCAUCUUGCCACAACUGCUGUUCCAUCACUUAUCCU